This is a messenger RNA of Calliphora vicina (urban bluebottle blowfly), 842 nucleotides long. RefSeq lists its product as uncharacterized. The transcript has a single exon. Bases 110 to 748 code for a protein of 212 amino acids. NCBI's taxonomy places the organism in Eukaryota, Metazoa, Arthropoda, Insecta, Diptera, Calliphoridae. The record is from RefSeq and is a predicted model, not a curated record.
UUGCAAAGUUUCUAAUCAAACGUAUACGAAGCAUUAAUUGAAAAAUUAGUGCCUAAACAUUUUAUUAUUUUAAAUCCGGUACGGUUUACAUCUAGAUAAGUGGAUUACCAUGAAACGUUUUAUCGUCUUGCUACUACUUGUGGGCGUGGUUACAGCUUCGCCUACUCUUCAUAAGUUGAAGAAGAAAUUGUUGCUGGGAGGUGGUGGCGGAGGAGGAGGUUAUGGAGGUGGUUAUGGUGCCGGUUAUGGAGGAGGUGGUGGCGGUGGUUAUGGUGGUCAAGGCUAUAGUGGUCACGGUGGUAGCGGUGGCGGCUAUCAAGUUGUAGCUGUUAAACAAGUUCCUGUCUAUACCGUACAAAAAGUUCCCGUUAGCUAUGGAGGUGGUGGUGGCGGCAGCGGUUAUAGUGGAGGCGGUGGCCAUGGAGGCUAUGGCGGCCAAGGUGGUUAUGGAGGUCAAGGAGGUUAUGGCGGUCAAGGAGGUUAUGGCGGCCAAGGUGGCUACGGUGGUGGUGGACAAGGCGGCUAUGGCGGUGGCGGCCAAGGCACUUAUUCUUCUAGUAAUGCUGGUAGUUAUGGUAGCGGAGGUGGCGGCAGUGGUUAUGGCGGUCAUCCUGGUGCUGGCGGUGGUGGUUGCAACACCUGUGGAGGUGGUAAUCAACUGUAUGGUGGCGGUGGUGGCAGUAACAGCGGCUCUUACGCUACAGCCAGCGCUCAAGCAUCAAGUGGAAGCUAUUCUCAUGGUUGGUAAACCCACGAAUCUUUUUAAAAUUGUGUUGUUAGUGUAAGUUCUUUGUAAAAUAAAUUUUUGUAAAAAAACUAGUCUCAAAAAAUUAAAAUGAAAA